Mastomys coucha (southern multimammate mouse) is the source of this 2782-nucleotide messenger RNA. RefSeq names its product fibroblast growth factor 7 (gene Fgf7). The record is from RefSeq and is a predicted model, not a curated record. Gene Ontology annotation, biological process: positive regulation of gene expression; regulation of cell migration; cell differentiation. Gene Ontology annotation, molecular function: type 2 fibroblast growth factor receptor binding; growth factor activity. Bases 511 to 1095 code for a protein of 194 amino acids. The transcript has 4 exons. Gene Ontology annotation, cellular component: cytoplasm. Lineage: Eukaryota; Metazoa; Chordata; Mammalia; Rodentia; Muridae.
GUCAGCAAAGGUAUUUAUUGAAAAUCUCUGAAUAAAAGGCUCCACGCACUCGCACAAGCGCACGCGCUCACACACGGAGAGAAUCCUUUUGCCUGUUGAUUUAUGGAAACAAUUAUGAUUCUGCUGGAGGAUUUCUCAGCUGAGAAAUAGUUUGUAGCUACAGUAGAGAGGCUCAAGUUGCACGAGGCAGACAGCAGACACGGAACUCUUGUGUACCCAGCUGUUCCAAACAGAACAAAAGUCAAGGAGCAAACACACUGCAGCCACUGGCCUUGUCUCGACCUGUUUCUAUAAGGAUAUACCUAUCAACUGUUCCUGAAGGAGGGAGGAAUCCUGUUAUUGGUGUCAGAAGCUAAGAGAUAAGGUUAACAGUUUGGAAAGAGUGACGACUUUGUCUCAAAUCAAUCUCCAGUUCACAGAUAGGAGGAGGCCCAUGACCUAGGAGUAGCAAUCAACGCAAGAUUCAAUUCUCAUUAUGUUAUUCAUGAACACCCGGGCCACUACACUAUAAUGCGCAAAUGGAUACUGACAGGGAUCCUGCCAACUCUGCUCUACAGAUCAUGCUUCCACCUCGUCUGUCUAGUGGGCACUAUAUCUCUAGCUUGCAAUGACAUGAGUCCGGAGCAAACGGCUACGAGUGUGAACUGUUCUAGCCCUGAGCGACACACUAGAAGUUAUGACUACAUGGAAGGAGGGGAUAUAAGGGUGAGAAGACUAUUCUGUCGCACCCAGUGGUACCUGAGGAUUGACAAACGAGGCAAAGUGAAAGGGACCCAGGAGAUGAAGAACAGCUACAACAUCAUGGAAAUCAGGACUGUGGCAGUUGGAAUUGUGGCAAUCAAAGGGGUGGAGAGCGAAUACUAUCUUGCCAUGAACAAGGAAGGGAAACUCUAUGCUAAGAAAGAAUGCAAUGAGGAUUGCAACUUCAAAGAACUGAUUCUGGAAAACCAUUAUAACACCUACGCAUCAGCUAAAUGGACACACGGCGGAGGGGAAAUGUUCGUUGCCUUAAAUCAAAAGGGGGUUCCUGUCAAAGGGAAGAAAACAAAGAAAGAACAAAAAACAGCCCAUUUUCUUCCUAUGGCAAUAACCUAAGUGUAUAUGGUAUUUGAGAAACCAGUUUCAUUCAGCAGGGAGAUUUCUUUCCAGUGGACUUUUCUUCUCUCUCUCUCUCUUUCUCUCUCUCUCUCUCUCUCUCUCUCUCUCUCUCUCUUUCUCUCUCUCUUUCUCUCUCUCUCUCAAAGUAACCAAGAAAGGCUGGAAAACUACUGAAAAACUGAUCAAGCUGGACUUGCGCAUUUUUGUUUAUUUUAAAAGACUGCAUUAAAGAAAGAUUUGAAGAAUAUACACAAAAAUCAGAUUUAGUAAAAGUUGUAAAAAGUUGUAAGUGGUUGUACAAUCAUGAUGUUAGUGAUGUGAUAUUUUUCUUAAAUUAAUUUACCCUUAAGAGUAUGUUAGAUUUGACUAUCUGAUAAUGAAUAUUUAAUAUCACUAUCUGCUUAUAAGGUGGCUGCUAUGAUAAUAUUAAUAAUGCAGAUGAUGUUAUAUAAGGAAUGUCAGACCUAAAGGCUGCUGGGAUGCUUCAUCAGAUGAUCAAGCCCCACACACACUACAGACGAUGAGCAGUGUUUGAAAGCUUUCCAGUAAGAACUAGAAUCCCCUUCAGCUCUAUUCAGAAAGAUGAAUGUUCUCAACAUUUUAUUAUAGAAUAGAAUUUACAGGUGGUUUUACAAAAAUCACAGGCUUGGAACAUACCUCCACUGAUUAACAUAAAAAAAAUCCACUCAAAUUGAAAAGGUAUUGCUAACAGGAUGUUUUAAAAAUCUGUAUAUAAAAUAGCAAUAAUGAUGAUAAUAUUGUAUUUCAUCUCACCACAAAAUAAUAUUUUAUAAUCCCUCAAAAUAAAUUUCAGAAAUCUUUGCAUUUUUUCAAGCAAAUCUAUCUUUUGUAUAAUUCACAUUUGGGAACACAACUUUUUAGUAAUGCUCUUCCCACAAAUAAUCAUGCUUAUUUCCCCUCUGUGAUAACAGCAUUAAACUCUACUUUAAGUUGUAUUUGAAUUUUAUUGUUUUGUUAUUUAAGUUUAUGUUAUUUAUAAAGAAAAAAAACCUUAAGAAGUUGUAUCUGUUUCAUAUGCUUUUAAUUUCAAGGGAGCAACAAACUCAUCUGGCUGCACUGCAAAUGUCUCCUCCCCUGGUGGCUGACACCAGUCUAGCACACAACACUUGGCUAGCAAGUGCUGGAUGGUGGACAAAAAAGACAGCCUGCAGCCAUGCUUACAAUAGAUGUCUCAUAGUGAACGAUGCAAAUAUGUGGGAGAGAUUUUACACAAUGUUCAUGCCAAUGAAUUUGGAUCAUGUAAGUAAAAGAAAAGUAUUUAGUGAAGAUGUACUUUUGAAAAUAGGCAUAUUUAAAGUUAGAAGUUUGAUAAUCUUUAGAAGUUUCUGCCACACAAAAUAUGCCAACAUUGAAAUGGCAAGAGUAAAACUCCAAUAGAGGUUGUAAUCAGGGUAUGGGGCCUCAAACACCUUGAGGCUUCAGGUCAGGCCACAGAUAACAGGUGUAAUAAAUAGAUGAAUGAUUACCCCAUAGCUCUGUCACCAGUAGAUGCGGACAUAAACUUAUGAAUACUUAUGAAGGGGGGGCAACAUUUAUUUAAAUUGUUGAUAUAUUAAUUAAUGUAAUAUCAACUUCAUAGUGCUUGUCAUUAAAGUUUCUAUUACGUAAAACACUUAUUGGUAAUAUGUUUAUAUGUGAAAGUUAUAUGAUAAAGCCUUGUCAA